GCGUGCGCCGGUGUAUUUGCAAGAAGCCGUAGUGGCGAGUAGAGGGGAGUCGUCUCUGCUGCUGCUGCCGCCGCCGCCGCUGCUUUACCGACCGAGUGACUAUCGGUCCGUCAGUUUGCCUGGCCGUCGCCGCAGCAAUAUUGAUGCUGCUAAUGCCACUGCCUUAGCGAUUACGACGACACAUCAGUCGACAGCAGCCAGCCAUCACGAGCCCCAUCACCAACAGCUCCAGUAGUAGCAGCAGCAGCAGCAGCAAGACCAUCGCUCUCUGUAGAAGAUGACGGCAGGCCAACAACCAGGAGACGAGGAGUAAAGGGGCGACUUUCCAGACCUAUUCGUCGUGUCGAACUGUGUGUGUCCGUUGUCUGUUGGCUGAUGACAGUCGUUGCUGCGGCGGGGUUCAUGCAGCAGCAGCAGCAGCAGCAGUAGUUGUAGCAGUGAGUACGGUGAGGCAAUGCACCUCAUGCUAGCUGCCCUGUGUCCGUCACUCUCGAUCGAUUGGGGUUCGAUUUUUUUUAAUUGACUCGGACUUGGGCUGAUCGUAUACGAUAGCCGUCGUAACACAACUUGUUGCUUGUGAUCUAGUGGAGUGAAAGUCCUUGGUGGGCUGCGACGAUUGGUAAAAUAUCGAUAUUGUGAGUGCUUUCGUGAAUGCCGGAUUCAUCCGUAUCUAUCGUACAAUACGAAAUUCAGACGAGAUUAAGUGUUCACUUGAAGAAAAACUUUGUCGAAUGCUGUUAGUGUUGACACCAUUACGGCUGUGUAAUGUAUGCAUCGUCUGGAUGUGAUUGUCAUCGUUCGAGGUGAAACGCAAAAGAGUGAUCGUCGAUACAAAAGAAAUAGGUGCCCACGUUCACGUACUGUUUCAAUAGCAAAUAACUACUAACAGAAUCAUUUGCAUUACCGUAACGUCGUAUUCAGUGGCGGUAGUGCUGUCGUUUCCCUGUUGGCGAACUGAUCUGGUCUACCGGCAAGUACACCGGUGGAUGAUAUACAAGUGUGACUUUUCGACGACGCUUUUCGGAUGUCUAAGGAUAUUUUUUGCACUGCCUCCUAUUGACAUUCAGUCUGGGCAGUGCUAAAGACAAGUAAAAGCGAUUUUUGUGUCUAAACUGUUCAGGCUAAGGAUCAGCUUAGAAAAUCGUCAAAAUGAGUCUCCCGCCAGAAGCGCCCACGAUCAGGCUCUGUCAUUUGACCAAAUGGAACGAUUUCAAUGGCUACGGAUUUAAUCUACACACUGACAAAGUGAAGAACAUCCAGACGCUAGGCGAAAUAGACAAGGGUUCACCUGCGGAGGCCGCUGGUCUGAUGAAGGGCGACCGAAUCGUCGAGGUAAAUGGCCAGAAUGUCUUCAACGAAAACCAUAGACAGGUCGUUGAACGUAUUAAGGCUGUGGCCCAUGAGACUCGAUUGCUCGUUGUUGAUCCGCUUAGUGACCAAUGGUAUCGUGAAAGGAACAUUGUCAUCCAUGGAAGUCUGCCCUCUGUCAGAGUGCUAACUAGCGCCAAAGAACAACAACAGGCACUUCAUCGUCAACAACAACGAAAUGCGACGAAGAUGACUAACGGCGGCUCGGGAGCAGUUAUUCCAUCCGACGCUCCUUCGCCGAGGCUUUGCCAUCUGCGCAAAUGGGCCGAUUUUGAAGGAUAUGGAUUCAAUUUGCACGCCGACAAAGCCAAGCGCACCCAGUUCGUUGGAGUCGUCGACCUUAAUAGCCCUGCAGAGUCUGCAGGCAUGAAGAGAAACGAUAAAAUCAUCGAGGUGAAUGGAGAGAACGUUGAAAAUUUGACUCAUCGCGAGAUCGUUGAUCGUGUCAAAGCGGUGCCGAAUGAAACCACUCUUCUGGUUGUUGACGACGCCACAUACAAAUACUAUUUCGACAGGGGUAUCCAGAUCAGUUCCUCGUUGAAGAAUGUGCUCCGCCUGGAGACCCCGUCGACGAAUCCGCUCAACAAGAACAAUAGCGCCGCCCCCACCAAGACGAACGUGAGUCACGCAUACAAUAACAGCAACAAUAAUAACACAACAACAGACAAUACUCCUGCUAUCACCAAUAACCUUACAACAACGAACGACCACGAUAAGCAGACCACGCAAACUCCUUCUCAACCUUGCACCCCCCCGCCCACAGAAGACAGCCAUGAUUCUGAGGCUAACCACCUUGUCCCCAGACUCUGUCUCCUGCGCAAAUGGCAAGACUACGAUGGCUAUGGAUUCAAUUUGCACGCUGAUAAGACUAAUAACUUGCACUAUAUCGGCGAAGUGGACGAGGGAUCGCCAGCAAAACUCGGCGGCCUUCAGCCGGGUGAUCGACUCGUUGAGGUGAAUGGAACCAACAUCGAUAACAUUGCUCACCGGGAGAUCAUCGAACGCAUUAAGUCAAACCCCAACCAGACAGAACUCCUUGUUGUUUGCAAGGAAACAGAUCGGCUUUACCGCGAGAAACAGCAAGUACCCCGCCAUGACAUGCGUGAAGUGCGCCAUCUAGCAACGCCUGCCCGAGACGCGGAGCAUAUGGAGGAACAUGACGGCUCGUCGAAGUCUUCAAGCCCGAAAAUGCUUCCCUCGACUCCCUCGUCAAAUCGUUCUGAGGAACUUUCGCCUUCAUCGAAUGCCGAUGACUAUAACGUCACUGAGCUAUCUCCCACUCCUUCAAACAACGCUGAACCGCCAGCGUAUUCGGAGACACGCAAUGGACGCGGUUCAGCUGAGGCCGCUGCGUCCUCGCCCGAACCCCUCACGGAAGCAGAAGGCCAAUCCAACCAGGACCUUAGUGACAGAAUGGCUAACAGUACACUCAAUGGAGAUAACAAUCCACGAGCUGAUAUGGGCGGGGAUGUCUCACCAAUUUUUUCCAUGAAAGCGUCAGAUGUACGUGAGAUGCUUAAGCAGCGCAAGAAGAAAGAUCCUCGCGGGCAGAAUAUGGACUUAAUGCAGAAAUUCAAAAUUAUGGAACAGCUUUAGGCCACAGUUUGGGAACGAAUGACAUUGAACUUAUAUCGAUUGCUUAAUUUUCUAGAUUGAAUCGAUACAUUUACAAUGGAAGAGAGAUAAAAAAAAACCGAACUUUUGGACCAUCGUCCCAUUCCGUAGAUUGCAACGGUCUGCACCGAAGCGUUGACCCGAUAAUUAUUUUUCUAGUUACCUAUAAUAAUAAUAAUAAUAACACUUUUAUAGCUAAACUAUUAUAACCUAAGGAUCGGAAGGCGUUACAUAGACUACUAUACAAUGACAAUGCACCUUGUAAUUUUAAUCAUUGCAGAUAUCACACUCUUAAGGCAUAGACGUCACAAUUCUUGUGGCAACCAUUACUUAUUGGUAAACAGUGUUAAAAUGGGCUAUGCCACACUGAUGUUAUCAGCGAGUCCAGAAGCAGAUUACUCUGCCAAAGUUUAUCGCCGAAAAUUUAAUUUCGGUCGUCUAUUGAUCUAUUUGAACAUGAGUAUCAGCUCUAUUACAGUUUAGUAAUUACCUAGCUGAUUAGUCGGAAAUCAAUAGCUAUACAGUAGCCGAGUUAACUGUACUAAUAGAGCUUUUCGGUAGAAGCGCGAACGAAAUGGAAAAAACAUAGGAACGAGACGCUUAAACACGCGACGAAAGUUGCAAAGGCACGAGCGAAUACUGCUAGAGUCUAUUCUUCGAACCACCACAGAAGUUUAUACGGGUUUUCCUUUUGGAAAGAGAACCAUCGAUCAGCUGCGUGUACCUGAAUGCGAUACAUCACUCAGGACUCGUGAAGGACUAAACGGUUCGCAUAAUGAACUAUCUAGUUAAUAAAAAUAAACUAGGCACGUAUACGCUUAUAGAAAGCAAACGUUUUUUUAUAGCGAGUACACACAUGGAUUGCCUUUAACAUGAAUAAAUCCUGCUUGGCAAACAGUUUUGGUCAAGGACCAAAUCGUUUGCAUCGAUGUUCAGGUAUCCGUGUCGAAAAGACAUAAAAGGCUUGCAUCCCAAUAUACCCAUUAUACAACACAAGUUUGAAGGUCAACUCAGAGUUUAUCUAAAUUAUAUUAUAAUGAUAUAGUAUUUUAGUGGUAGUGCUACCUGCGCAACCGUAUUAUUUCAUUACGGAGAACUGAAGGAUGACGCCCUGCGGAGGAGAGAGAGAGUGGGAGGGCGGGGGGCGAAUGAACGUGACAAUGAAAUAAACGAGGUCACAUAAGAGGCCACAGCAAGCCCAAAUACUACAAAUCUCCAGCUCAAGGAAACGUACGCACGGUACUUUGCAGGGGUUGCGUUUGUCUGAAGUCAGGUUCGGACCGAGUAACUGGUUGGCGUACACGCCGCCGAAGCAUUAAACAGGAACGCAAUCUAGAGCAUAUAAUAAACUAACGAACAAAAUACGCAUUAUGAAAGAGUAAGCAUAACUAUAUGGACAGAAAAAAAAAGUUGUAAUGGCAACAACAAUCGUUGAUGACGUUCACGACUGAUAACCAUGUCUAUAGAUGACUAAACUAGUUAGAUAAAAUGACGAUGAAGUAUGAAAUACAUACGAUACAUAUGAAAUAAGAUUAAAAAUGUUUACAAUAUAAACAACUGUGGAAGAAACGUAUAGAAUUCAGUCAUCUAGAACGGUUAACUCGAUGAGACAUGAGACAGUGAUCGUACCAAUCAACACUGAAAGUGGCAUCGACACCGUGGCGAUUCACAUAUUUCAAACGAUCCAAUAAUAGGACAUAUAUAUAUAUAUAUAUAUAUAUAUAUAUACAAGGUGCUGAAGAAUAGAACUUCGGUGCUAUGUAGAAAGCUGUGUCGUUGCAGUUGUUUUUGAUGAGACUGAAACCAUAUAGAGAAUUUAUAGGAUAAGAGUCCGCUACAAGCUUAAUUGUUCUAUUUUUUUAUGAUUCAUUUUCCGCAAGGGUUGAAAGGCCACAUAAAACAGCAAAAAGGCGGCCGAGAUGAACAACGUCUAUGCAAUACUACCCGAAACGCAACAUAAGUACGUUAGAGUGAUGAUGACCAUUUAUAAAGGAAAUACGCAAUAUGGGCACUUAAUAGCAUGCUGCAACGAAUUUUAGUCGAGUCUUACCCAGGGGAAUAAUAAAGAACAACUUUUCUCUCAUGAGAAAACAUAACGGAUUAAACAGUGGAAUGAAGUUAAGUCUGAGUUGUAAGCUAAAUAUCAAUAAAAAAAAAAUCGAAUAUGGUGUGUUCUGUAGAGAA
Messenger RNA from Varroa destructor (honeybee mite), 5166 nucleotides. Its product is annotated as putative PDZ domain-containing protein PDZK1P1. Gene Ontology annotation, cellular component: apical plasma membrane. Lineage: Eukaryota; Metazoa; Arthropoda; Arachnida; Mesostigmata; Varroidae. The record is from RefSeq and is a predicted model, not a curated record. Gene Ontology annotation, molecular function: protein binding; protein-membrane adaptor activity. Gene Ontology annotation, biological process: protein localization to plasma membrane.